AUGCAUGAAUCUAAAUCAGACUCUGAAGAAGAGGAGGGACUCGCAGAGGCCGAUAUCACGAAGCUGAUCCCACUUUUGGCUGAAGCAAUAUCAAAACAGGCUACAAUUAACUUGUUGGUGAAGGUCAUAUCGGGUGUCAUGACUGUACGAUUCAAAAUCGAGCUCGUUUGUGAUGUCACGAACAAGCUGGAUUAUGCAAAUGCAAAAGAUGUUUCUUCUGAUUCGCAUCUGACAUAUCUACAACGACAUGUCUUCGCCCAGGCUGCUAUCGAUCGUAUCGCUCAGGCAAGGAAGAUCAUUGAAACGAAACAUGUACUUGGCCACAGUCGAAAUCAUGAAGCUGGAAAAUCUGAUAAUUUGCAGAACAAGGUCGACUUGCUCAAGGAAGCCGAGGCUCUUGCGCACCAAAAGGAAUCCCUGCAUUCGUCAGAGGUUCCAGGAGGACUGAUCGGCGUUAGGACCAAGAUUGAUCCUACGCUGUGCAAAACGGAUCGUGUCGUUAGUCAAGUGCUGUGCGCAGCCGGGAAACUCCCCGAGGAGAAUUCAGAGCUUGAAAUCAGUUUGUUCCUCAUCCGUUGUUUGCUGGGCGCUCGUACAGAGGACAAAAAACAAACGAAGGUAUCGAAAGUCACCAAGAAUGAGCUCUUGCUGGUCCAACGUCGACUGGUGGGUUGGGGAAGUGUACAGCGCGGGACGCUGUUGGAGUUGGAAUUCGCUACCCCCUUGAUGUGA
Messenger RNA from Suillus fuscotomentosus, 732 nucleotides. RefSeq lists its product as uncharacterized. Gene Ontology annotation, biological process: formation of translation preinitiation complex; positive regulation of translational fidelity. Gene Ontology annotation, molecular function: tRNA binding; translation initiation factor activity. Gene Ontology annotation, cellular component: eukaryotic translation initiation factor 2 complex; cytosol. The record is from RefSeq and is a predicted model, not a curated record. NCBI's taxonomy places the organism in Eukaryota, Fungi, Basidiomycota, Agaricomycetes, Boletales, Suillaceae. The transcript is spliced from 9 exons. Bases 1 to 732 code for a protein of 243 amino acids.